GCAGGGCAUUUCGAGCUAUGGCGCUCUUGCACUUGUGCCGCGCGCUCCGGAAUGGAGGUUUGCGAUCUAGCUGCAGUAGAUUCCUGGCCGCAAGCAGCAGAGGUACAGGUUUUGGAAAGGAUCGGUUCGCGUAUUGCACCAAAGUGGAAGAGGUGGAAGAGGAUCAUGGAGAGGAGAUUCGGGACUGCGGGUUGCCCGCCGCGGACACGGACGAGGAAGAACCACAUCCACAGGAGACCAAAUACAUGAAGAAGGCUGUUUUCGCGUCACCGGACAAGUACUAUGGGCCCGGCAUUUACAAGGCGAUCUUGGUUGGAUCAGUGGGACAGAAACCAGUGGAGAGAGUUUUUGCCACCAAUGUCUCGGUGGUGAUCUUCUCGCUGGGAACUGGCGGGCUUCGCAACAACAGGAAGCAGCUGGAAGGAGAGCAUUGGGAAACUUAUGCGGAGCGGAGCUUCACGCAGUGGCACCGAGUUUGCGUCUUCAAGCUCGGGCUUUUAGACAUGGCCAGAAAGCUCACCAAAGGGAACAAUGUCUACCUCGAGGGCAGCAUCGAGACGAGAGUGUACAGCGACGCUGUGACGGGAGCAUUGAAGCGAGUUCGAGAGAUUUGCGUCCGGCAGUGUGGACGUUUGUAUGUUGUCGAUUGAGUAUGUUCCAAAACAACCACAACGCAAAGUUGAUGGCUCAAGCUCUUCUUGGAAACAACGAGCUAUCCAGGGAAGAUCUGGCCUCCUUGUUGAGAAACUGUGCUCAAUCCAAGGAUCUCAUCACCGGGCGGCAAGUUUACUCCAAGAUCUUCGCAAGCGACGCUCACUCGAAGGACAUCUACCUCUUGAACUUGACUGUUCUCAUGUUUUCUAAGUGUUCCAGCGUCGAAGAUGCCCGCAUUGCUUUCCAGGCAAUCCAGCAUCCGAACACUUACUCGUGGAACAUCAUGCUGGGCGCUUAUGCCCAAAAUGGGCAUCUCGAUCAAGCAAUGCCCAUAAAGCAUGCCAGAAAAAACUAUCGUCUCUUGGAA
Molecule: messenger RNA, 1021 nt
Organism: Selaginella moellendorffii
Lineage: Eukaryota; Viridiplantae; Streptophyta; Lycopodiopsida; Selaginellales; Selaginellaceae
Product: single-stranded DNA-binding protein, mitochondrial
Exons: 5
Coding region: 18-650 (210 amino acids)
Biological process (GO): mitochondrial DNA replication; positive regulation of helicase activity
Cellular component (GO): mitochondrial nucleoid
Molecular function (GO): single-stranded DNA binding
Source: RefSeq, a predicted model, not a curated record